UUAACGGCUAAGUCUGGGACUCGGUGUAGACAGUGUUCAGUGCAUUGACAAUGAAGAUUUUUGCGACGUUGCUGGUGAUUGGCCUUGCCACACUGGGAUCGGCCCAGUUCGACACGCAUCAAUGGGCAGGCCGCAGUGGUAUUGUGCAUCUAUUCGAGUGGAAAUGGAACGACAUCGCGGAUGAGUGUGAAAGAUUUUUGGCUCCGAACGGUUACGCCGGAGUGCAAGUUUCUCCGCCGACGGAAAACAUCAUCGUUUCUGGAAGACCCUGGUGGGAGCGCUAUCAGCCUGCUUCGUACCAUCUGAACACACGCUCAGGAACUGAGGCGGAAUUCGCGAGUAUGGUAUGGCGUUGUAACCAAGUUGGAGUGCGCAUUUAUGUGGAUAUUGUCAUCAAUCAUAUGGCUGCUGUUUCGGGAACUGGAACCGGAGGUUCCCAGGUGAAUGGAUUAGAGUUCCCCGCAGUUCCAUACGGGAGCGGCGAUUUCAACCCGUUUUGUGAGAUCACUGAUUACAACAACGCUGAACAGGUGCGCAACUGCUGGCUUGUAGGAUUACCCGAUCUAGCUUUGGGAACGACUUGGGUCCGAGAUCGCAUUGUAGAUUUGAUGAAUAAGUGUAUUGGUUACGGUAUUGCUGGUUUCCGUGUUGAUGCGGUUAAGCACAUGUGGCCGGGAGACCUGGAGCAUGUAUACGGAAGACUCAAUAAUUUGAAUACCGAUCAUGGAUUUGCAAGUGGUGCAAGACCUUUCAUAACUCAGGAAGUUAUUGACUUAGGCGGUGAAGCUAUUUCCAAAUACGAGUACACUCAUUUAGGUACAGUGACCGAGUUUCGUUUUUCCGCUGAAAUUGGACGAGUUUUUCGUGGCUAUGAUAGCCUCAGCCAUCUCGUGAACUGGGGAGAAGAGUGGGGAUUCCUACCGUCUUAUCUUGGUCUUGUAUUCGUUGACAAUCAUGAUAAUCAGCGUGGACAUGGUGCUGGAGGAGAUAAUGUUUUGACACAUAAGGUGUCUAAAAAUUACAAGAUGGCUACCGCUUUCAUGUUGGCCCAUCCGUACGGAAUUCCCCGAGUGAUGAGUUCCUUCUUUUUCGAUGAUGGUGAUCAGGGUCCGCCACAGGACGGCAGUGGAAAUCUCGUACCACCGUCGAUAAAUGCAGACGGAACGUGCGGAAACGGGUGGGUGUGCGAGCAUCGUUGGCGACAGAUUUUCCACAUGGUUGGAUUCCGCAAUGUCGUCGCUGGAACCGGGUUGAAUGACUGGUGGUCUAAUGGAGGACAACAAAUCGCUUUCUGCCGUGGUUCUCGAGGAUUUGUUGCGUUUAAUUUGGAGGGCUAUGACAUGAAUCAGUCUCUGCAGACGUGCUUACCAGCGGGAAGUUACUGUGACGUUAUCUCUGGUGGCAAAUCUGGAGGCAGUUGCACUGGCAGUGUGGUUACCGUUGGUGGUGACGGCAUGGCAAACAUCUUUAUUGCAUCGGGAGCGGACGAUGGCGUACUGGCUAUCCAUGAGGAUUCGAGACUAUAAAAAUAAAGAAGAUUAUAUUCGUGUGCACA
This is a messenger RNA of Wyeomyia smithii (pitcher-plant mosquito), 1555 nucleotides long. Its product is annotated as alpha-amylase A-like. Gene Ontology annotation, biological process: carbohydrate metabolic process. The coding region runs from base 51 to 1526 and encodes 491 amino acids. The transcript has a single exon. Gene Ontology annotation, molecular function: cation binding; alpha-amylase activity. The record is from RefSeq and is a predicted model, not a curated record. Lineage: Eukaryota; Metazoa; Arthropoda; Insecta; Diptera; Culicidae.